Eremothecium cymbalariae DBVPG#7215 is the source of this 1341-nucleotide messenger RNA. RefSeq names its product phosphatidylinositol N-acetylglucosaminyltransferase SPT14 (gene SPT14). Bases 1 to 1341 code for a protein of 446 amino acids. Gene Ontology annotation, cellular component: glycosylphosphatidylinositol-N-acetylglucosaminyltransferase (GPI-GnT) complex. Gene Ontology annotation, molecular function: phosphatidylinositol N-acetylglucosaminyltransferase activity. The transcript has 2 exons. The record is from RefSeq and is a predicted model, not a curated record. Lineage: Eukaryota; Fungi; Ascomycota; Saccharomycetes; Saccharomycetales; Saccharomycetaceae. Gene Ontology annotation, biological process: GPI anchor biosynthetic process.
AUGAUAAGGAAUAAUAUAGCGAUGGUGUGUGACUUCUUCUAUCCGCAGUUGGGUGGAGUGGAAUUCCACAUAUACCAUCUCUCACAGAAGCUGAUUCAAUUGGGGCAUUCAGUGAUUAUUAUCACACACGCAUAUGGUGAUAGGACCGGUAUAAGGUAUUUAACUAAUGGAUUGAAAGUUUAUUAUAUUCCUUAUCUUGUGUUGUACAGAGAAACUACAUUUCCUACUGUGUUUGCUAGUUUUCCAAUUAUAAGAAAUAUACUAAUUAGAGAACAGAUUAACAUAGUUCAUUCGCAUGUGAGUGUUUCCACUUUAGCUCACGAGAGUAUUUUGCAUGCCAAUACGUUGGGAAUAUAUACAGUAUUUACAGAUCACUCAUUAUACGGUUUCCAUACCAUUGGUGCGAUUUUGGUGAAUAAACUGCUAAAAUUCUCGUUAACAUGUGUGGACCAGGUUAUAUGUGUGUCUCAUAUAUGCAAGGAGAAUAUGGUACUUAGAGCUGAUAUUCAUCCAGAUAAGGUAUCGGUUAUACCCAAUGCAGUUGUUGAUAAGGACUUCAGACCUUUGGAAGGUAGGGAUAACACACGCCCUAAGGAAAGAAUCACAAUAGUGGUCAUCUCAAGGCUAUUUCCCAACAAGGGGGCGGAGCUACUAGCCCACUUAGUUCCAAAAGUGUGUUCUAUGCAUAAAAACGUAGAUUUUAUGAUUGCAGGAGAUGGACCUAAUUUUGUGCAAUUCCAACAAAUGAUUGAAACCUAUAGACUUCAGGACCGUGUGGACCUUUUAGGCGCUAUUAAUCAUGAGAACGUGCGAAAUGUGAUGUGUCUUGGAGAUAUAUAUCUUCACGCGAGUUUGACUGAAGCAUUUGGAACCGUAUUGGUGGAGGCAGCGUCAUGUGGUCUGCUCAUUGUGACUACCAAAGUCGGAGGCAUCCCAGAAGUUCUUCCAGAGCAUAUGACGGUGUAUGCCUCAGAAACAUCGGUUUCUAGUUUGGUAAUAGCUACAAAUAAAGCUAUUGAACUUCUCAGAAACAAUGUAGUAAAUACAUCCUCUUUUCACGAUGAAGUCUCCCAAAUGUAUGACUGGAUGAAUGUCGCUAAACGAACUGAAUACGUGUACAGCAAGAUCUUAGAGAAUCCUAACAACAAAAAUUGGAUCGUAAUGUUAAAGAAGUUUUAUGACAGAGGCAAUGAAUGGGCUAGAAUCUUAUAUGUUAUCUGUUGUAUCACCGAAUAUAUUUUAUGGUAUAUCAUAGAAUGGUGGUAUCCUAGAGACGCCAUUGAUUUGGCUCCGAAGUGGCCCAGAAAGAAACGAUUAAGUGUUAGCUAUGCACAAAACUAA